Eutrema salsugineum is the source of this 1566-nucleotide messenger RNA. RefSeq names its product putative pentatricopeptide repeat-containing protein At1g26500. Gene Ontology annotation, molecular function: protein binding. The record is from RefSeq and is a predicted model, not a curated record. Lineage: Eukaryota; Viridiplantae; Streptophyta; Magnoliopsida; Brassicales; Brassicaceae. Bases 9 to 1535 code for a protein of 508 amino acids. The transcript has a single exon.
GCAAAAUUAUGGCCAUCGUCGUCGUUCCUUCUCGGAGGAUGAUUAACAUCGCAAACCCAAUUUGGCGAUUCUUCCUUCUCCACCGCCGAUUCGCUACCGAUUCCGUCCAGUCGAAACUAUCACAAACCUCCAUCACGCCGAUAAACCAAGACCAUCUCCUCCGCGUCUGUACAAUUCUCUACCAACAGCAGAACUCGCCUGAUUCACGGCUCGUCUCGAAGCUCUCUUCCACUGGGUUUCAGCUUACACACGAGUUCUUCCUCCAAGUCUGCAACAAUUUCCCUCUCUCGUGGCGUCCGGUCCACCGUUUCUUCCUCUACUCGCAGACUCACCACCCCGAUUUUGCCCACACCUCCACUACCUCCAAUAAGAUGCUCGGAAUCAUCGGUAAAUCCAGAAACAUGGAUCUUUUCUGGGAAAUGGCUCAAGAGACUGGGAAACGCGGAUUGGCCAACGAUAAGACGUUUCGGGUCGUGCUGCAAACACUUGCUUCCGCUAGAGAAUUGAAGAAAUGUGUCAACUUCUUCCAUUUGAUGAACGGUUUUGGGUAUUCGUACAAUGUGCUGACUCUGAACAGAGCAGUGGAAACUCUGUGUAAGGUGAAGCUCGUCGAAGAAGCUAAGUUUGUCGUUACGAAGCUGAAAGAUUGUAUUAAACCCGACGAGAUUACUUACAGAACGAUGAUUGAAGGGUUCUGCGAUGUUGGUGAUUUGAUCGAAGCAGCAAAGCUUUGGAAUUUGAUGAUGGAUGAAGGAUUCGAGGUGGAUAUCGAAGCUGGUAAAAAGAUCAUGGAAACACUUCUCAAGAAAAACCAGUUCGAUGAAGCUUCGAAAGUCUUCUACGUGAUGGUAUCGAAAAAAGGUGGAGAUUUGGAUGGAUCUUUCUACAGGAUUAUGAUCGAUUGGUUGUGCAAAAACGGCAGGAUUGAUACAGCGCGCAAGGUGUUCGAUGAAAUGCGUCAAAGAGGCGUUGAGGUAGAUAACUUAACUUGGGCGUCGAUAAUCUAUGGUCUCUUGGCUAAACGAAGAGUUGCAGAGGCAUACAAAACAGUAGAGGCGAUUGAAAAUCCGGAUAUUAGUAUCUAUCAUGCAUUGAUAAAAGGGCUGGUGAAGAUUAAACGGGCAAGCGAGGCAACAGAGGUUUUCAGGAAGAUGAUACAGAGAGGGUGCGAGCCGAUAAUGCAUACAUAUCUUAUGUUGCUGCAAGGACAUUUGGGGAGAAGAGGAAGGAAAGGACCAGACCCGUUAGUGAAUUUCGAUACUAUAUUCGUUGGAGGUAUGAUUAAGGCGGGGAAACGGUUGGAAACUACCAAGUAUGUGGAGAGAACGUCGAAGAGAGGGCUUGAAGUUCCUAGAUUUGAUUACAGCAAGUUCUUGCAUUGUUAUUCUAAUGAGGAAGGAGUGAUUAUGUUUGAAGAGAUGGCGAAGAAACUUAGAGAAGUGAGCUUGUUUGAUCUGGCCGAUAUAUUCCAGAGGUAUGGAGAGAAAAUGACAACUCGAGAGAGAAGGAGAGAUAGAGAGGAAAUUCAGUCAUAAGACACAAUUCUGACCUUGUCAAUCUCUUGUA